Molecule: messenger RNA, 3057 nt
Organism: Caenorhabditis sp. 36 PRJEB53466
Lineage: Eukaryota; Metazoa; Nematoda; Chromadorea; Rhabditida; Rhabditidae
Source: the annotation of a GenBank genome assembly
AUGAAAGCCUUCUCGUCGUACGAUGAGAAACCGCCAGCGCCACCAAUUCGUUUCAGCAGCUCGGCCACGCGGGAAAAUCAGGUAAUUAACUCAUUGUGAUGCAUGAGGCUCCUCCCCCCUUUCCUCCCAAAUCAGAUGAUGCCGUCUUCUCCUUCUCCUUCUCCCUUUCUCUCUUUUCAUCCAACUAACUCAAUUUUUCAGGUCGUCGGAUUGAAGCCACUGCCGAAAGAGCCAGAAGCCACCAAAAAGAAGAAAACGAUGCCAAACCCGUUCAUGAAAAGUAAUUCAUUCCUCCUGUAACCACUCUCAUAUACCCAUUCCUUCUUCAGAGAACAAAGAAAAGAAAGAGGUUGCCGAGAAGCCUGUUAUUUCGCGUCCCAGUAACUUUGAGCACACAAUCCACGUGGGAUAUGACCCUCAAACGAAAGAGUUCACGGUAAGCAACAGUUCACCGCAACAGUCUCGCCUCCUCCUCCAUAUAACGAAACGUAUUUUUGUGAUGACGGAAGGCGUAUGAGUUGUGCCCGUCUCUCCGACGCCAAAACCGCUAAUCAUACCGGAUUAACGUUAGUGGAUGCUAAUAGUGAGCUUAAAAACUAAAAAAAACUACCACUUAUACUUUUACUUUUUGGCGCACCGUCAAAACAAGCGAGACAUCUUGUUUGACAGGCCAACUCCUAAAGUUAUUGAUAGAAUAUUUCGAGUUAGUUUUUGAGUGCGGGCCGCUCGAUUUUUUGUUGAGUUUUGUUGAAAAUGCAAAUUUUUUUUGAGAGAGAAAGACUAUAGUCAAUGUACGAUUCGCCAAUUUUGGAAAAAAAGCAAAGCUCUUUGUAGUUGACUGCAGGUAAUUAAAAUUUUGAGAGCGAUGUUCGCCACUGGUGGACUCAAAAACGAGCAUUCUUGCCGACCCCAAGAAGAUUGCACUCACAAGAGCACUUUUUGGAACCGUACUAAAAUUUUAUAGCAAAAAGCUUAGAAACCGAAACAGAUGUUUUAUUGGAAGCAACAAGUUCUCGAAUGCAUGUUUUCAUGUGCAAUGCUCGCAGUAUUUAUUAUCUGAGAAAAAUGUUCUACGAAAAGUUCGAAAACGUAUGUAACUGGCUCACUGAAAAGGUAGACUCUCGUCCCACAUCCCCUAGCCCUCACAAAUACUGCCAACUCACAUCAAAUUAUCUUUUUACAGGGAAUGCCGGAAGCCUGGGCUCGUCUGCUGACAGACUCCCAAAUCUCGAAACUGGAGCAGCAGCAAAAUCCGCAAGCCGUCCUCGAUGCGCUCAAGUAUUACACACAAGCCGAGGGCGGUCAAAAAUGGCUGCAGUACGAUAUGAGUAAGUGGAAAUUGAUUUAUUGUCUCGCGUGAGCCUCACCCUUCUACAGUGUUUAUAGAUGAUGCUCCGUCUCGCACUGUGUCUUACGGACUGAAGCCGCAAUCGUACAGCACCUCGUCGCUUCCAUAUCACGGCUCAAAACUGCAAGAUCAGAGGAAGAUGAGCCCGAUGACGACGAGCAACCAUAGUAGUCCUUAUAAAACGGGACCGUCAUCUCCGUCGACUUUCAGUGUGAACGAUAAUCGUUCCAGCAUGCCGCCGGUAGCUAAUCCCAACCAAAUUCUUCUUGACUCGUUCAAUUUCAGAGCUACGCUCCCCCACCAGUGCCACAUGGAGAAAUGCCGGCCGACAUUGUUCCGCCACCAAUUCCAGACAGACCAGCCAGAACUCUGAGCAUUGUAUGUCGCUGUAUUCAGCCAUUCUCAAAUAAUCAUCAUGUUUUCAGUACACCAAACCGAAAGAAGAAGAAGAGAAGAUACCAGACCUGUCGAAGGGUCAGUUCGGAGUGCAAACUCGUGGACAAAGAUCGAAGAAGAAGAUGACGGACGGCGAAGUGCUCGCCAAACUUCGCACUAUUGUGUCUAUCGGAAACCCGGACCGAAAGUACAAAAAGAUCGACAAAAUCGGGUCCGGAGCGUCGGGAUCUGUGUACACGGCCAUCGAGAUCAGCACAGAGGCAGAGGUUGCCAUCAAGCAGAUGACUCUGAAGGACCAGCCAAAGAAGGAAUUGAUCAUCAACGAGAUUCUGGUGAUGCGCGAGAACAAGCACGCCAACAUUGUCAACUACCUGGACUCGUACUUGGUUUGCGAGGAGCUGUGGGUAGUCAUGGAGUACCUGGCGGGAGGAUCGCUCACCGACGUGGUCACCGAGUGUCAGAUGGAGGACGGAAUCAUUGCGGCCGUCUGCAGAGAGGUCCUUCAAGCCCUCGAGUUUCUGCACAGUCGUCAUGUGAUUCACAGAGAUAUCAAGUCGGACAACAUUCUCCUUGGAAUGGAUGGUUCCGUGAAAUUGAGUAUGUUCCUUCUAUCAAGAACCAGUUUUCAAUCUUAAUUACUUAAUUUUCCAGCCGACUUCGGAUUCUGUGCGCAACUGUCGCCGGAGCAAAGAAAGCGCACAACGAUGGUGGGCACUCCGUAUUGGGUAAGCCGCUGAGAAGGAAAUGACAUGGAAAUGAAAUGUUUGACUAUUUAAGAUGGCUCCGGAAGUGGUGACCCGCAAACAAUACGGGCCGAAGGUCGAUGUGUGGUCUCUCGGAAUCAUGGCCAUCGAGAUGGUCGAGGGAGAGCCUCCGUACUUGAAUGAGCAGCCGCUGAGGGUAUGAAACCGGAAUUGUUUCAAAGGAUUCAUAGUUAUCUUCCAGGCCAUCUACCUCAUUGCCACUAACGGCAAACCCGACUUCCCAGGAAGAGAAACGAUGACGCCCAUGUUCAAGGUGACUACUUUUUUCACAAUUUUUAAAGCUGACAAAACCGGAAACGCAACUGUACAAUGAUUCACACAUGUACAAAGUGUGACUCACAACUUUUGCCGUGACUUCCUGUAAUACAUAUAUCUAUCUUCCCUCUUUUUCAGACCUUUGUCGAUUCGGCACUCGAGGUGCAAGUGGAGAACCGUUGGUCGGCCAGUCAGCUUCUGACGCAUCCGUUCCUACGAUGCGCCAAACCGCUCGCUUCCCUUUACUACUUGAUUGUGGCCGCCAAGAAGAGCAUUGCCGAGUCGAGCAACUGA